Molecule: messenger RNA, 1038 nt
Organism: Melospiza melodia melodia
Lineage: Eukaryota; Metazoa; Chordata; Aves; Passeriformes; Passerellidae
Product: olfactory receptor 14J1-like
Exons: 3
Coding region: 1-1038 (345 amino acids)
Biological process (GO): G protein-coupled receptor signaling pathway
Cellular component (GO): membrane
Molecular function (GO): odorant binding; olfactory receptor activity
Source: RefSeq, a predicted model, not a curated record
AUGUGCUAUGACCGCUACGUUUCCAUCUGCAAACCCCUGCACUACGGGACCCUCCUGGGCAGCAGAGCUUGUGCCCACAUGGCAGCAGCUGCCUGGGCCAGUGGCUUUCUCUAUUCGCUGCUGCACACAGCCAAUACAUUUUCCCUGCCCCUGUGCCAUGGCAAUGCCCUGGGCCAGUUCUUCUGUGAAAUCCCACAGAUCCUAAAGCUCUCCUGCUCCAAAUCCCAAGUAAGGGAAGUGGGACUUCUUGCUGUCAGUGCCUGUCUGGUAUUUGGCUGUUUUGUGUUCAUUGUUUUCUCCUAUGUGCAGAUCUUCAGAGCUGUGCUGAGGAUCCCCUCUGAGCAGGGACGGCACAAAGCCUUUUCCACCUGCCUCCCUCACCUGGGUGUGCUGUCCCUGUUUAUCAGCACAGCCACAUUUGCCUAUUUGAAGCCUCCCAACAUUUCCUCCCCAUCCCUGGAUCUGGCCCUGUCAGUUCUGUACUCGGUGGUGCCUCCAGCCCUGAACCCCCUCAUCUACGCAGGCCCGCAAGCAGUUUCACCGGCCUUCCCGCCCCCUGAGCUGUUGCUAGGCAAUGACGAGGGUGCGUCUCCAGCUUCCAGCUCAGCGUCAGAGAAGGCAGAAGAGACAACACUUCCGCGAACCCCGGAGUCAGUGGCAGGGGAUGGCGCCGGCCCCGUGCUGCGCCUGCCGCCGCUUUCAGGGACAGGGGACACGGCGAUGGCGUGUUCCCGCACGUCCCCCCCACCUCAAGCCAAAACCGUCCCAGAGUCAGCGGCGGAAAACAGCGCUGAACCUGCGGGACCCUCGGAGCAGCCCACAGCUGAUCUUACAAUCAGCAUGAUUCCCUCCUCGGCCGGCUCCUCCGCGGCCAGAUUCACUGUCAUGUUCCGGGCCAGCCCCAGCAUCACCCACAGCCCCGCGGGCCCCCACCCCAGCCCGGCGCCCCCCAUGGCCAGCCCACCAGCCCUGGGCCCGCCCCAGGAAGCGGCCCCAGAGGCUGGUCUCUCCUUCAGUGGAGCGGGGGCUGCCCGCUAG